AUGGAAGGGUUGGGUAAGGUAGGUUAGGGUAGGGUGGAUAGGGUAGGGCAUGGUAGGAUUAGGUAGGGUAGAUGUUUUUCAUUUUUUAUCCGUUCUAUUUUAAGGCGUGACAUUUCUUGAAAUUUUAAAAAAUUUAAAAAUAUUUUAGAUGACAGACUGGACCGAAAUCUACCGGUUGAACGAGACCGUCGAUGACGCCAACCCAACUUGUGGCUACACAGAAGACUGUGGCUUCGGCCGCUUCAUGUUCGUCUCGUUCGCAUCGUCAAUGGCCGUUCUCGGGGCUGGUGCUAACAUACUAUUGGCUUACAUUUUUAUUUUUAAAACCAAAAAGAAUACCCCGCCAACGUUAUACCCCACCGUGCUGGCGCUACUAGAUGCCGCACUUUGUAUAUUAUACUUUCUGUGCUUUGGCAUUGAUGUAGCCAUGUUAUUCUUGAGGAUAGAGGUGAGUUUUUUUUGGCGGGGUAAAUUUUUUAAAUUUUUUUGGGGGGAGCGCGGGAUAAAAAUACAAAAAAAUGUUGAAAAAAGAGUAAGAAAACCUAUUCAAACAAAUUUUCUGGGCGGUUAAAAAAAUUUUGGGCGUGGUAAAAAAUAUUUUUGAAAAAUCAACGCGAAAAAGAUUUGGGCGUGGUAGAUUUUUUCAAAAAUAAUUGUUUUGCAAUUUCAGGCCUUAUUCCAACUAUAUCAUGCGUAUAUUGUGCCUGUAUUCUUAACAGUAAAGUUCGUUCAACUUGUCAUACCGUACAUGUUGAUCUUCGUUACCAUGGAGAGAUACGCUUGGAUAUCAAAGCAUUGGUAAGUUCUGGUUUACUUUUACCUAAAGUCUUACUGAAGGCUGAAAAAUAGCUAAUAAACGACGAAAAAUGGGUAACAAAAGCUAAAAAAAUAGGUAAUAAAAGGCACAAAAUAGCCAAAAAAAAACCUAAAACAAGGUAUAAUUGAUGACUUUUUUCAGUUUUUCCGAAUGGCUCUUCUCCAGAGUAGGACGAGUAGUCAACUUGGUUCUAUGCUUAACACUAGGAGCUAUAAUUCGCCUACCUACUGGACUAGCACUAACUGUAACGAGCUACCCAAACUGUACAGACUCAUUCAGAACAUUGGCGGUGGAUUGGAGAGAUUGGGCCAAGGUAAGGCUAUAUUAUGAUUAAAAUACUAAUAUUUCAAAAAAUAAUUUCAAAAAUUUUAAAUUUCGAAAAAUUUUAAAAAUUAAAAUUUUUAAAUUAAAAAAUUUUUUGAAAAAAUCAAAAUUUUGUUAUCAGCUAGCUUAUCAUUUAGUAAAAAACAUGUUUUAGGAAAGUGAAUGGUUCAGCUUCUACGACCUUCACCUGAUCGGAAUCCUACAGAUCUUGAUACCUUUUCUAAUAUUGGUAGUACUCAACUUUGUCAUCAUUCGAAGACUUUUAACUUCUGAUAAAGAGGUUCUUAAGGUAGGUUUUUUGGCUUUUUAUUUACAUUUUUAGCUUUUAAUUUAAAAAAACUUAAAAAAGUCGAUUUUUUCAAAUUUUUUUAUAAAUUUAAAAUUCUUUACUUUCAGAACGUUCCCCCAAUCUACGUAGACGACACAUCAGCCGAAAAACGCCGUCCUUCAUUUAAAAUGCUCAAGCUAACCUUAAAACGCCCCACCAUGUCCCCAUCAGUCCGCCACGCCGUCUACACAACAGUCAUCAUCGUAACCUCAUACCUAAUCUGCUCCGGACUCCAUCUGAUUCUCACAGUAAUGGAAAAAACAGAUUCUGAUCUUCUAAAAAGCUUGGACGAUCCAACCAAAGCUUCCAUCUUCUACACCAUCUUCGGCGACAUGAUCUCCUUCCUCUACAUGUUCACUAGCGCCAUUCGUAUCCUCAUCUACUGCAAAUGUAACCCAGCUGUAAGGCAAAACGUCAUGAACACCCUGGAUUUGUGCCCCAGGGGUUUUAUCAAAGCUCCCAGCAUGGACUACAUUUCUACCACUCCUGUCACACCGGUCGACUUAUAA
Molecule: messenger RNA, 1978 nt
Organism: Bursaphelenchus okinawaensis
Lineage: Eukaryota; Metazoa; Nematoda; Chromadorea; Rhabditida; Aphelenchoididae
Source: the annotation of a GenBank genome assembly